This is a messenger RNA of Paramacrobiotus metropolitanus, 1481 nucleotides long. RefSeq names its product hypoxanthine-guanine phosphoribosyltransferase-like. Gene Ontology annotation, molecular function: hypoxanthine phosphoribosyltransferase activity; magnesium ion binding. Lineage: Eukaryota; Metazoa; Tardigrada; Eutardigrada; Parachela; Macrobiotidae. Bases 332 to 1093 code for a protein of 253 amino acids. The record is from RefSeq and is a predicted model, not a curated record. The transcript is spliced from 8 exons. Gene Ontology annotation, biological process: purine ribonucleoside salvage; GMP salvage; guanine salvage.
GCCAUAAGCUUUGUUACGUUUGGACUUGAAUAAUUCGGAUUACACUUUAUCGAAAAAGGGAGCUUUUAAAUCCAUGUGCUUUCCUUCACAUUGUUGCGUUUUCCACUUUUUCAUUCUCUUUGAGGUACUGAGAGCAUUCUUACAACUUGGUUGAUUUUAUCAUGCAACGGUAUGAGUUUUCGGAUUUGUGCAAUCGCUUGGAUCCUGUAGGUUCUUUUGAUAAUUGACUGGUUCAAUCUAGUAACUUGUCUGUUGCAAGUGAACCCUUCUCCCUUCUUCUCGAACUAUUUGAAGUUCUGAGGAUCAUUUUGUCUUACGUUUUAUUGUGGCCAUGGCUGGAGAGCUCACGCGGGCUGGAGUGAUAAAGAUUGAUGAUGAUUUCGCUGGGUAUUCACUGGAAUCCUUUCUAGUGCCGCAGCACUAUUCCGAGGAUUUGGAGCAUGUACUGAUUCCUCAUGGUUUGCUGUGUGACAGAGUUGAGCGCAUGGCAUUGGACAUUCUGUCCAGUUAUCCACCGGGAGAGCCUGUUAUCUGUGUGUGCAUUCUAAAGAGUGCAGUGGGAUUUUUCACCGCUUUAACCGGCGCUUUGCAGCGCGUAAAUCUGCUGUGUCAUCCCGGAGGUCGCAGCUCCAGUGAAAUGUACUCGUUGACCUCGUGGGAUGAAAACGGCAUUGAUCAGGCGCACCACAACGCUACCCGGCCACUUUUCUUUGAGUUUAUUCGCGUUCAGAGCUAUAUGGACGACCAUUCAUCGGGAUCUGUGGAGAUUCAGGGGAUCAUGAAUAUGAAAGCAUCCAUUCAGGGAAAGAAUACAUUAAUUGUGGAAGAUAUGAUUGAUACGGGAGCAACAAUGCAGAAAGUUCUGGAGCAAUUCGAAGCUUUUGAUCCGAAAUCAUUGAAAGUGGCAACGCUCCUCCGCAAACGCUGUCCUCAUGGAACGGGAUAUAUGCCUGACUUUGUUGGUUUUGAUAUUCCCGACAAGUUCGUUGUGGGCUUCUCCAUAGAUUACAAUCAACAUUUUCGCGAUGUUCCGCAUUUAUGCGUCGUUAAUGAUAACGGCAAGCGCAAGUACGCAUCCAAACAGAAGGUGUGAUGAUCUGGAUCUUUGAACCCUACUCUAGAUUCUGAUGAUGUGACGCAGUUCUCUGAUAUACAGAUUUUAUUAGAAAUUCGACUUGGAUGUCUCCUAUAGGUUACAGUAUUAGCAAAAGAAAAUUUAUUGACAAUUUCUGCAGAGCUAAUGGUUUACGAUAUGGGUUUACAUCACAUUGCAAUUGUAGCGGUUAAUCUUUGAUUAAUAAAAAAUCGAUAAAAAACGUUAACGUCUUUGGAAGAAGGUUUACGAUUUUCCGGCACUUUUCGUGUCCGUUCGCCCAAAUUGUCUAAACCAGUUCACCAUCUGCACGAAGGAGUCACUCUCAGCUUCGAUUUCAGCAAUAGGAUGAUCUGAAUCUGGAUAGCGCAACACUUUCGUCGGUACA